AUGGACAACAUCCGAAACUCGCAGACGGUGCAGAACCUCGCCAACGGCCCCGUCGCUGAGAAGGCACGCAACGAAGCCGAUGCCACCAAGAACGAGUUCGGCAACCUCGCAGCCUCCCGCCAGACACCACAGACACAGACCGCCACCGGCCAGGACCUCACACACUACCACUCCUUCUUCUACAACCUCCUUAGCUGGGAGAACCCACGCGCAACCGCCAUCAGCUAUGCCAUGAUUGUCGCCUUUGUCUUCACCACACGCUACGUCCCAGUCACGAGAUAUGCCCUCAGAGUGCUGUACAUUACCUUGGGCGUUACCGCAGCUCUGGAGAUUGCUGGCAAGGUCAUCCUGGGCGAGGGACUGGCGAGCAAGCUGCGACCGAGAAAGUACUACACCAUCCCACACGAGAACCUCGAGAGUGUACUUAGCGAUGUCGAGGAGCUUACCAACUUCUUCGUCAUCGAGUUCCAGCGCAUUGUCUUCGCUGAGAACGUGUACGCCACUGUUGCUGCCUUCGUCACCGCAUUCCUCGGCUACUACCUCGUCAAGAUCAUGCCAGCUUGGGGACUUGUUCUGCUCAGUACUACUGUCAUCUACUUCGCUCCACUCGUGUACAUCAGCAACAAGGAGUUGAUCGACUACCACAUUAACAAUGCCUCCAACAUCGUUGCCGAGCAGACCAGCCAGCUUCGCGAGGUUGCAGCUCAACAGACCAACAACGCCGUGUCAAGCACUUCCAGCCUGCUCAAGGACUACACCGGCAAGGCUCAAGAGGCUAUCGGACAGACCAAGCAGGCUGCUGUUGAGAAGAACAUCAUCAGCCCAGAGACCGCUGAGAAGAUCACCCCAGAGAAGUCCGUGCACGAUGCUGAGUUCCCAAGCGCGCCAAAGGAGGAGCCAUCUGGCCCCGAGCUUACUCAGGCUGAGGAGAAGACUGCCGAGCCAAUCGUUGCAUAG
Fulvia fulva is the source of this 957-nucleotide messenger RNA. RefSeq names its product Reticulon-like protein 1. The record is from RefSeq and is a predicted model, not a curated record. Bases 1 to 957 code for a protein of 318 amino acids. The transcript is spliced from 2 exons. NCBI's taxonomy places the organism in Eukaryota, Fungi, Ascomycota, Dothideomycetes, Mycosphaerellales, Mycosphaerellaceae.